AACACACAAUUGCAGUGAAAAAGUAGCAAUCAUUACGUACGUGUAUGUGUGUGUGUGUGUAUUUGGCAAACAGAUUUGCAAAACCCUCUUCUAAUCUGCUUGAGCCUGGUCGACGACGUGUUUUGGCCGAUUUAUUAGCGGCAUGAUAACGAUAAAUCUCCGUACAGUUUCGGUAGCGUGGGAGAGAUUGUGAAGAUUGUGUGUGUGUGCUCUGUGGGGUAUAUGGAAAGCAGUUUGAAGCAUUUUAUGUGUGAGAUUCGAUGAAAACGAAAAGUGUUUCCAGCCUGAAGGUUGAAUGUUGAAUCCGAAACAACAACAAAAAAAGAACCAGCAACGAACCAUCGAGACGUGUGUUGAAGGCGACCAGAAGGUGAAUCGUUCCAUCGUGUGUGGUGGAGUGAAGGCGGAACGAGAAUCUUUAAACGCAAGAUUCAUACACUCCCAAAACCGGAUGUUUAUUCUCUCCGAACGCCAGUUGGUGCGUACUGAAGCUCGCAACCCUCGUAAACAGAGUGAUUAAGUCGCGGUGAAAAGUCGCGGUCCGGAAAUAGGGAACGCGCCCGACCCGCGCGCGCCAUACGCCACAGUGCUGCAGUGCUGAAUUGCAGUUUUGCCGAAAGCAAAAAAGAAUUGAUACGUGCGCGCCACAACGGUCGGUGGAAAGGAAUGUGUUGCGUAUGCAACACAAGUGGAUAGGUGUGCGGACAAAGAAACUUUAGGGGCGGCAAAGAAAGACGCACCGAAACGAAAAACAUUAAAAAAAACACAAACACGCCACUACACUAAUCCACCCUUGGGCGUGUUUGUGUGUGUGUGUGUGGCGACGCGAUUCCCCACAUUCACACCCAUCGCGGUGAGCAGCCGAUUUUGGCGUCGUGUGUGGACAGUCAGUCAGUGCGCCGAAUCGGCCAAGUGCAGCCAUUGAUGCCAGAGUAGCAGCAGCAGCAGCAGCAGCGGUACCGAAAGUUGCGUUCCGUGACAGUCUUCGGUCGCUCAUCAUCGCCGUUGAAUCGAUUUUGGCUUUUGCCCCUACCCGUUCGUAUAAGAGGGUAGCAGCAAGCAAGCCUUUUUCGUGGGGCAAGUUUCGCGAAGCGCGAAAGAGAAGUAAGCGUGCUGUGGUCGUGGGCGCUCUUUAGCGCAACGGCGUUCAGUAAGUUCUGACCAGCGUCAGACAGCGGUAGUGUCGCUGUUGUAGGUUGAAAUCGAACGCCGAAGAGACACAGGAAAAGGAAGGUUUCCGAAACGUUGUAAGCGAACCAUAUCGUCGAAGCAGGCAACUGCGUAGUUGCGUUGCGGCGUCGGCCAAUAAUAAUCAACAACAGCAACUUCGGCACGAGAAAGCGACACCAACAGAGCGCCGCCCAUCGGAACGGUGUGGGGUGUGAAGGCUUUUUUAUUAAAGCCAAUUGUGAGAUCGCGGACGAUACAGUAAAUUGUGAGCAACAAGUAGGCGCAACGCUUCUUCGCGUGAUCUCCGGUCGCCGAUAGAAUCUGCCUCUGUCGGCGGCUAGUGAGCCUAAGUGGGGUGAUCGUGAUAUACUUUCGAGUGUGCUAGGAAGACCGGACGAACUUCUGCGGAUUUUUGCAUUAAACAAAAGAGGUGAAGUGUCCUAAGACGGAGCUGGUUGUUGAAUUAAGCAGAUUGAGAAUCAACUAAAGCGUGAUCGAAUCUCUAGAAGAUCGUCUCUCGCGUACACUAACAAACAGAGGAAGAAGAAUACCCCUGUAAGCUAAAAGCGGUUUAAAACCCAGCAACAACAAAACCCGAACUCUCUCUCAUACGUAAUCGUCGCGAAUUAAGCAGACCUUCCUCCUUCACUCUCCCUACCCCGUCUCGUCCUUCUCCAUCUCGGAGCUAGACGCCUCAACCAACCCCAAGCCAGCGCGAUCGUAACCGGGAGGGUAAGUGCAUUAAAUCUGGGGCAGCGCAGGCGGUUCCCAUGCUGAACUACCGCCUUGUGUCAACGCACUUCCUGAAGCAGCCAUAGAUUUCGCGGCCUACCACCGCACAGCCACACAGAGCGAGUAGUAGAGACACCGGCGCAUUGGCGGGCAGAGGACGUCCCCUUCCGAGGGCAAAGGUCGUAAAAAUGUGCAGAGAUCGGGAUAUGCCACUUCGAUGAACGGAACUCUGUCGCGUUGUUAUAGUGUGUGAGUGCGUGUGUGUGAGUACACUCUAUUGUGUCAUCGUUAGUAGCAUCGUUACCUAGUGGCCGACCACGACCCAACCCACUGCGUGCGUGCGAGUGUGCGUGAUUGGGGGAAAUAUCUAGUUAGUGCAUUAGCCAGGCAGCAAGAGUGCCGGGAGCGCCAACGAGCGAGCGUGUGUGUGUGAGUGCCUGUGAGAGCGAGUGUGAGCGAGAGCGUGUGUGGUGAGAGUAGAGCGCCGCUGCAUUAGUACUACUAAGUUAGCUUCAUACUACUACUUCGGUUACUUACUACACGACUACCACUGAUCACCUUCUACCGCACGACACGCGUCGCGAUACCCUUUGCUGGCUUUGCGCGUGUAUGUGUGCGUGUUGAUCCAAAGCUUGCCGGCCGCCUGCACCAGUGUGUGUGUGUGUGCGCGAAGCACACAGGCGAUCCUUUCGGAAGCGGCUGAAUAGCUCGGUAGUAGCUUGAUGUCAUCCGAGGACUUCACAUCCUUCGCGAGUAUCUCUACAGACGUCCCGGGGACAAUAACAUCGGCGGACCGUGUACGCAUCGUGUGAUCGGCCUGCUUGUUGGGAUAAUAAAAUCCCACUGUUCGCAAACGGAAACGAGAUCAACAACGGGAAGCUAGAUCAAAUUGCUUUCUCUGCUUCUGUUUGUUGUUGGGAAGUGAUACACUGCCAGAACAACUAGUUCGAAACACACACGCGCUAGUUUGUGCCGAAUUCGCAAGUGUGUACCGCCGCGCAUCCGGAAGAACCAUCAUACACAUCCGGAAGCUCGGGCCACCAUCAACAUCAGCAGUGCAACAUCAGCAGCAGCAGCAACAGCGACUCACAACCGCUGUCGCUUUGGUCGUCGUUAAGCCGCGAAGAUUCCACCCAAAAUUGAAGCAUUUGCCAAAAACUGCUGGGAAACUGUAACCGCUUGCGUGUGCGGCAUGCGUCGCCCAUCACUGGGACAGAAUGAAGACGACCUUAGUCGUCUGACAACGAUCAUCUCCCCGACCAGUAUCAGCCUCUCGUCGAACGGUCAGUCCGACCCGGUGGUGGUAGUGGAUCAUCACGAUGUCGUUAGCUGCGGUCGAGCGAAAGCGCACAGCACCAGUAGCAAUAGCAGCAGCAGUAGCAGCAGCAGCAGUAGUAGCAGCGGCAGCAACAGCAGCAGCACCAGCAUCAGCCAUGGCGCAGGCAACACAACUAGCAACAGUAGCAGCAACUGCCCGGCAAGCAACAACAGUGUCAGUGGCCCGGCCGGCCGCGGCAGUGUUGAUGGGGGAAGCAGCACGACAAGCAACAGCAGCAAUGGCAUCAACACCACCAGCACCAGCAGCGAUGGGGUGAAAGUGAUCGCUAUCAGCAAGGGUAAAGACGAUGAUCGCGGUACGGCGGGUGGGCAUGGUGGUGGUCGGGACGAGCUGUCUGAAGCUCUACCACCACCCACGGUGCUCGUGAACCAGUAUCUACCGAAUCUGAUCAAUUCGUCCGAGUGGCAAAACUGCCGCAAGCGCAAGGAGCGCCAGGACAGUACGUCCUCCAUCAGCCAGGACCGGAAGCUGAUCCGCUCGAACAGCGAGGAGCAUCUGCCGAACUGUCAGGAGGUGAUCAGGCGCGUCUCGUCGCACGAGGACUUUAAGAAGCGGUCGGCUGCCGCCGCCGCCGCCGUCGUGUCAGUGGAGAUUUCCAUCGACAAGGAGAACGUCAUCGCGGAAGAACCGCUCGAGGGCGAAGAUGAGCAGCAGCAGCAGGUGUUCGAGAAGAAUCUGAAAAACAGUGCGGAUGAUUUGAAGAAAUUCUUCAUCGGCAGCGUGGAGAGCGUUGGUGGCAAGGAGCAUCAUCUCCACCAUCACCAUUCCGGCCAUCUCGCGCACAACAACCAUCACAACCAUCAUCACGGUAACCAUGUGUACCAUCAUCUCGGUGGCCACCACCACCAUCUGCAUCAUGCCGGCGGGAAGUCACAGCCGUCCCACCAUCGGCUGUCACCGUGCCGGGAUAUACUGAAGUCGCGGCGCGACUCGGACAGCGAGCAGGACGGUGAGCACGAGCGGCGGCGGCACUGUGAGCGGUUCUCGAAGACGCGCCCGCCGCCCGGCAGGAAGUCGGUGUCGCCCCGUGCGCGCAACAGCUCCAAGCACUCGAAGCUCGCCGUGAAGGCGGCAAGCGUGGGCGUGGGAGCCGUUUUGCUCGCCGGAAAUGAGCAUUUCUACUCCAAGCAUGACACGCACCCGAGCGGUGGCGGCAAGUCGGAACGGCGCAUCCGUUCCAGCAGCAAGCAUCGGGAGCAGCAGCAGAAAGUGUUGCAGGACGACACGGUGAUGGAUGACGGUGUAGUGCCGCUGUCCGACUACAACGACAACAACGUGCUGGAAAAGAACCACGCGGUUGAGGAAGCGACAAAACUCAUCGAUGAUGAGGAGGAGGAGGUGGUGCAGGAGGUCCAGCCGGAGGAACCCCUUUCGCCGCGUGAAAAGCUCCCGUGGGGACAGACGUACCCGGACGAUACGCCGGCCCUCGUCUGCCAGCGCUUUGCGGACGAUAACUUUGAGUACGCCAAGCGUAUGGAUUCGGUAUCGCACGCCAAGCUGCGGCCAGUCUCUUCCGGCAACUCGCUCAAGCUGUACGGUGCUCAUCACCGCAGCGCGGAGAAUGCGCCACCCUCGACGAUCCACCACCAUCAUCACCAUCACCAGAAGGCAACGCCGGCCGCGAACAAUAUGUUUGACGAGCGCGUGAAGGCGAUCAACCGGAAGCUCGGCGGGCUGAAGAAGAAGCUGUCGCAGUUCGAGGACCGGUUCGAGCUGGAGCACGGCUACCGGCCGACGCACGGCGACAAGUCGGCGGACGCGCCGACCAAAAGCAUCCUGGUGGAGAUACACAAGCUGCGCAAGGAGAAGAAUCAAAUCAAAGCCGAUCUGGCCGUCUUUUCGGCGAAAGUGGCGGCGGCAGCGGCGACGACGACGGCAGCGACCGGCCAAAAGCAGCAGGCCGCCACCGGUGACGGUGGGCUGAGCGAGGAUGAGACGGCGACGGAGAAGCGGCUGGCCAAGAUGAAGGAUACGAUUGCUGACAUUGAAAAGCGCCUCUCGGAGAAACGCGACACGGAGCAACGGAGCGAAAAUCUGGAGCUGCUGUCGAACGAGCAGCUGACGGAGGAGAAAGCCUCCGUCCAGCGUGCCCUGCUGUACCUCGAGUCGAUGUACGGUCGACCGGCGAGCCGCGAGGAGCGUGACGCGGCCCGACCCCUGUACGACCGCUACCGGCUGAUCAAGCGGCUGGUGAACCGUGCCAACUCGAUCAGCGGCCCGUGCGGUGUGGCCAACUCGCAGAUGCCAACCAUACUCGAGCACGAGGCGCUCGCGAUCGUCGGUACCACGACACCGUCCACCGAUAUCUCGCCGCCGUCGGCCACCUCCAUGCUGCAGUCGCCCACGGACACGAUGACCACGCCGAGCAGCAGCAGCAGCAUCUCCACAUCCAACCAGCUGCCGGCGGGAGACGAUUCCGAAGAAACGACGGCAACGACGAACACAACCACCAGCACCGCCGGCAACACGACCAGCAGUUCCGCGACGGAAAACAUCCACUCGAUGACGGCGGACGAGCUGUGGCAGCAUUACGACGCGACGCGCGAGGAGAAGAAGGAGCUGCGCCGCACGAUCAAAGACUUUGAGCAGCAGUUCGAGGAGACGACCGGCCGCAAGAUGCUGAAAUCGGACCGCAAGUCGAUCGAGGACACGUACGCUCUCUACAAGCAGAAGAAGGCCAAGCUGCGGCUAAUCGAUGCGCUCUUUAAGAAGCAAAUGCAAGCCGUCUAGGAGCCGGGAGCGCCUGGGUGCUGCGGUCGUGCGGGAUUUGAACGAUGCUGGGCCGGUUUUGGUAUUAUUGUUUUGUAGUUUAUGCCGGCAAAAGACCAUGUUGAUGUCGUAUGUUGAUUUUGAUGAUCAUAACACGCUGUUGUCUUGCGCAGCUGCCGAUCCUCGCACGAGAAGACGAACAACCGUCGGCAAACGAGAAAAAUAACGAACCGAACACGUACCCAAAAGUGAAAACUUAAUCAAAAACACGAAUCUUUUCCUGCAAUGCGCCGACGAACGGGCUUUUUAAGGAUAUUACAUGCACGGUGGUGCGCGGUUGUUACAGCUCGUGCUUUUCGUUUUCGUUUUGCGUUCUGCUUCUUCUUCUUUCUGCCUAACUCUAGGGAGCGGUUGCUACACCAGUUGCUGCACUAUUAUCACUGUUCAUUAAUUGUAUCGCAAAGCAGAUGAGAAGCUAGAAUAUCGAAGAAGGCAUUGAAAAUGCGAAAUAGUUGGUAGGAUUACACAAACACAAAAACAAAUACACACACACACUGUUGGCAAGAAAGAAACUUUCUAAGCUCAACACACAAACACACUCACAUAUAUACACAAGCAAACCGAUGGUUGGCAAACAAUUAGACUGCUGCUGUUGUUGGUUUUAAACACAAUAUUAUGUUAUUCUUAUCUUCGUUAGUUUUUCGUAAGUUUGGAAUGAAUGUUUUGUUUGCGAGUUUAUUUUCUUUCUGUUUUCAUUUAUUUCGUUUCACGUGGUGUCUAUUAACUGUUAACUGAACUAUUAGAAAGACUAUUGCAUUGUUUUUAAGUAUUUUUACACAAAGCGCGGCGCCCUCUUCUAUAAUGGGGAGCUAGGCAAGGAAGGUGAGGAACGGGACGAGUGAAUUCGCGCGCGCGCGUGUGUGUAUGUAUAUUUGCGUGUUUGAGUGUAUGUGCAGGAGAGAGAGAGAGAGAGAGAGAGAGAGAGAGAGAGAGAGAGAAAGAGAGAGUGAAUGCAAGAAGGAUGGAGCGAUACAAGCAAACAACGUUAAAAAACAAACUGUGGUACUGGUUUUGAGUGGGCAAAAGUGGCCCAACAGCAGAGAUGGUCGACAGUGCGUGAGGCGAAACAAUACAAAAAAAAACGCUGUUUAGUAAGUAAAGAAAAACCCACACAUCCAUACUGAAGCAGUACAAACACGCGCUGCAAUCUUUCAAUAGCAUGAAUGAGAAGAGCAUAACAAUGUUGAGAAAAAAUAGAUAAAAUAAGAAGAAAAAAAAGGGGAGGAAUAAGGGGACAUUAAACACAAAAGAUAAGAAAACAAAUACAACAAACAUACAAAAAGUAAACAAAACAAAUGCAUACAAAUACAUUUUAUAGCUCAAUAAGAGGAAAAGGAAGAAAACAGUUGAGAUUGGGAGCAACUGAAUGAAAGAAAAGCACACAAACACACACAGCCCCCUCAGACACGAUACAACAAAAUGGAAAAUGAACACGUGAUGCAAAGAAGAAGUAGGAAGAAGAAGAAGAAAACAAUGGAAACAAAGAACAAACAAAAUCUAUAUACACAUAUUUACAAAAUUAAGAAUACGAACGCGUGUGUGCGUGAGAGCGAUCGCGGACAAAAAAGAAGAAGAAGAAGAAGCGGUUCCAAAUGUUCUUUUUUUCUUUGGAAAACCUUUGAUAGUAGAUUAGCAGAAAGAUGGCUAAAAGGAAAGCGGGAGAAACAUUGUUCGAAAUCGUUGUUUAAUUCGCUUUUUUUAUUUCUUACACAAACACAACUGGUUACAUGUUUUUCCGAUCGAUCAUUCUACCGAUCGAGGUAGAAGAGCGGAAUGUUAUAGGAAAAACAAAAAUACCAUCAUCACUUCACAAGUUCACAUAAGGUACGAUUAGUAAGAACAAUAGUUAAAGUACUAACACGUCUAUUAUCCGCUUCACACAUAUACAGGGAGCACACUGCUAAGUGCUCCAGUAAUAGAGAAUCCUUUUUUAACUGGUAGGACAACACAGAAACACACACACACAGAAAUUAGGGCUCCAAAGGGUCUGUAUCUUAUCUUCCGGCAUACGAAACCUAAGUCUACUCCAUACAUCAACCUUAACCGUUAUACAACACUACAUCAACACUUAUCAGCAAACAUAACCAUAGGAAGAGAUGGUCUGAAGAAGUUACACAGAGAGAGAGAAGUAGGGUUAAGUAUAAAAAAAACAUUAAAGUAAAUUACGAAAGGAGGGGGAACGCUUUAAAAGGAUCCACGAUUCACUCAUAUAUUGAAAAUGAUGGUACACAUUGAUGCAAUUAUGGUUUUUGCUGUUUUGUCGCGCUAGGCAUAAAAGAAGAGAAGCGGAGAGAAACAAAACAAACAAACAAACAAGCAUGAAGACGAUUUCGUGGUCUGCAUUGGCAUUGGCGUUUUUUGUAGCUCUUUAAAAAGCAUCCAAGCAGUGUAGUACACACUUAUUAUGAAUUAUUAUUAUGAUUAUUAUAAUUAUAACGAUUACCUUUAAUGUACGAUCACUACCAGAGCUCUAGUGUUCGAUCGCGGUGGAAUGGAAGCAUUACUGCUGUGUGAUUGAUGACGGCCACGCGGUGGCUCCGUAAACCCGCAAGCGGCCAUGUUCGGAUGUUCUCUAAGAACGAUGAUUUAUGAAAUGUGAAUCCCGGGAAGAUGGUGGUGGUGAUGACCGUUGGCUGGCGUUUUGUGGAGCAUGGACGAAUACGGAGGUAGUGUGUGUGUGUGUGUGGCCACUCGAAGAAAGAAGCCAAGUAACAUGAACGAUAAUACAAAUAGUAAGUAAAACAUUAACAUUAUUACGAUGUAAUGGGCAUGUAGUGGAGAGAAACGCGUGCGCGAAGCGAGAAGUAUGGUUCUACAAGAAUAAAACCCGAUGGUGUGACAUAAUA
Molecule: messenger RNA, 8856 nt
Organism: Anopheles arabiensis
Lineage: Eukaryota; Metazoa; Arthropoda; Insecta; Diptera; Culicidae
Product: protein FAM13A
Exons: 4
Coding region: 3095-5971 (958 amino acids)
Source: RefSeq, a predicted model, not a curated record